This is a messenger RNA of Microstroma glucosiphilum, 1838 nucleotides long. RefSeq names its product kynureninase. Gene Ontology annotation, biological process: NAD+ biosynthetic process. NCBI's taxonomy places the organism in Eukaryota, Fungi, Basidiomycota, Exobasidiomycetes, Microstromatales, Microstromataceae. The coding region runs from base 69 to 1769 and encodes 566 amino acids. The transcript has a single exon. Gene Ontology annotation, cellular component: cytoplasm. The record is from RefSeq and is a predicted model, not a curated record. Gene Ontology annotation, molecular function: kynureninase activity; pyridoxal phosphate binding.
CCUCGACUUGUACUGCCUACCACGAAACCAAGCCACAUCGGCUCACUCACAAUCGGAUCAGUCCCACGAUGAAGUCCGUCACGCCUCCCUGCCUCCUUCCUGCCCAACUUCAGCGGGUAGCGCAAGACCACAACGUCGGACUCGAGACGCGCGAGUUUGCUAAAGCGGCUGAUUCGCAGGAUCCCUUGUCUGCCCUUCGGUCACAGUAUCAUCUACCCCUCGCCAGCUCCGUUCACCCUGUCUCUACCUCAGCCACCCCUCCCAAGCCUCCCACACCGUCUGAUGGCGAGACCUCCCUCUACCUUUGUGGUAAUUCCCUGGGCCCACUAGCGAAGCGCAGCCAACAGAUUGUGCUGGAAGAAGUGAAUGCAUGGGGCACUCAUGGCGUCCUGGGCCACUUCAAUCACCCCUUCGGACCGGACCGACAAUGGACCAGGAUGGACGACAAGGUCAAUUGGCUCAUGAGCGAUAUUGCUGGUGCAAAGCCGAGCGAAGUGGUGGCCAUGAAUACCCUAACGGGUAAUCUCCAUACGGUCCUGCAGACCUUCUACAGACCCCUCGCAAAGCGGUCAUCCAAGCACAAGAUCAUCCAUGAGCAAUCACCGUUCCCUUCGGACCAAUAUGCUUUGGCUUCUGUGGUGCAGCUGAAUGGACUCGACCCAAAGACAUCGCUUGUCCCUUUGAAGCCGAGGGAGGGCACAAAGACUCUCAAUACGGAAGACAUUCUGCAUACAAUGGAGCAGGAAGCAGCUACUGGGGAGUGUUGGGGAAUCUUGCUCGGAGGCAUUCAGUACCUCACAGGCCAGCUGUUUGAGCUCGAACGGAUCGCAGAGAAGGCACAAGAGCUAGACAUUUAUUGUGGUCUGGACCUUGCUCACGCCUUUGCUAAUGUUCCGCUAGCACUGCAUGAUUGGGGUGUAGACUUUGCUGUGUGGUGUACCUACAAGUAUGGCUCUUCCGGUCCAGGAGGAAUCGCCGGCCUCUUCAUUCACGAGAAGUGGGGCGGAUCGCCAACCUUCUCCACCGAAGAUCCGGAUCCAUCGCCUUUGCUCCGGCCGGCAGGUUGGUGGGGCCACAAGCGCUCUACUCGUUUCGCCAUGCCGUCCGAGUUUGAUCCAACGGUCGGAGCUGCUGGGUGGCAAGUGUCUAACCCGAGCACGUUAGAUAUGGCGGUGCUGAGAGGCUCUCUCGAGACGCUGUCACUUGCUGUAGAGCUGUCACCUCUGGGUGCGAGCGAUCAUGCAAAAGUGGUAGGCACUCAGCCUUGGGCAAAGGAGCAGGAGGCCAAGACGACUGUUGGCUCUGGGUCCAUUAUGCCGGUGUUGAGGGCGAGGUCUCUGCAACUGACUGGAUACCUCGAGUACCUCCUGUUUCAUUCUACCAGGUAUGCACCUGUCUUCAAAAAGGCUGGGAUGCACUUGAUCACUCCGAGUGACCCACAUCAGAGAGGGUCACAGUUGUCCAUCCGGAUUCCGAAUCAAGCCACGACCACUAGCGAUGGUCCCGGUCCCUCUUCUCAGAAGUCAGCCAAUGCAAGCGAGGCUCAGACAGACGACGACGGCGUCCCACCGCCGCUUUCGUCUGAAACGCUCAUUUCGCGUAUUCAGACGUAUGCUGAAGAGCACUUUUCUCUCAUCGCGGAUAUUCGUAACCCUGAUGUGAUUCGCUUUGCCCCACUGGCGCAGUAUAGCUCCUUCGAAGACGUGUGGAGGGCAGUGGACGCUUUUGAGAAGAGUGUGAUUGCCGUCUGCGGGCUGAAUGAUGAUUAGGAAGAGUGUCACUUCUGCCCGUGUAUGAGCGUAAUACAAUUGUAUUGCAAUGUGAUGCGAAGCACCCUU